Messenger RNA from Thermochaetoides thermophila DSM 1495, 2220 nucleotides. RefSeq lists its product as uncharacterized. The transcript is spliced from 6 exons. The coding region runs from base 1 to 2220 and encodes 739 amino acids. Gene Ontology annotation, molecular function: RNA binding. NCBI's taxonomy places the organism in Eukaryota, Fungi, Ascomycota, Sordariomycetes, Sordariales, Chaetomiaceae. The record is from RefSeq and is a predicted model, not a curated record. Gene Ontology annotation, cellular component: nucleus.
AUGGCUGCUCCCCCUGUAACCGAGCUGGAAGCUGGCUUACAGGCCAUGCUGGCGCUGAAGCCGCCUGGUGUUUCGGGCUCUCGAAUCCAGUCGCUUACGGCGUUGUGUGUUGCAAACGUCCAGUACGAGUCGGUCCUCAUCCAGAAGCUCUUUACCCACUUCAAGAAGACGCCCGGCACACAUAAACUGGGAGUACUCUACGUCGUAGACUCUGUAACAAGGAAAUGGCUGGAUCAGGCGAAGGCCCAGGGACAAGCGCCCAGCGCGUCGGCACCAGACGGGACCUUUGCUGCAGGCGUGCAUAGAGUAACUGUGCUGAUCCCCAUGAUGAUGAACGACAUCAUCUCGUCGGCGCCCGACGACCAAAAGGAGAAGAUUAGGAAACUUGUCGAUAUUUGGGAGAAGGGCCAGACGUUCCCGUCUGAUAUGGUCAACUCCUUCAAGGAGAAGCUGAAUGCCCGACCUACCAACGAAUCAACAACGCCGCCCGGCAGUCCGCCUGCCGAACUGCUCGCCUCGUUUGGUGCAGGUAGCAAGCCCCUGGCAGCAGCAACGGCAGCUCCCGUGCCGUUGCCGACCGCAACAACGGCACUGCCCCCCAACUCGGCUAUCCCCAGCAUCUUGGACAAGCUUGCUAGCAUUGCUCGCCAAAACGCCUCAUCUGCUGCUGGUACUACCCAGAGUAACCCGAGCUUGGCAGCCCCUACUUCGGCUCCAACUUCGGCUCCGGCUCCGGCCGCGGGCUCUAAUACGGUUCCUGCGUCUGUGUUUGGUACCUCUGGUGGUCCGCCUAGUAGUGCCGCCGUGCAGCCUGCCCCGGUUCCCGUACAAGCGCAGCCAGCCAUGCCGUUUUUCCCGCCUUCGUCUCAGCCGGCUGCCCAGUCCGUAAACGUGCCCGCGGCGCUGCCGUUUGCGUACCCUUCUCAGCCUCAAGCGGUUGGUCCCGCCCCAGCUGCCCCGGCUGCUCCGGCUGCUCCGGUUGCCCCGGGUCCCUCUGUUCUUUCCAACGGCACCAGUAACCCGGCUGCUGCUACAACUGUCCAGCUCGUUGCUGCUCUCUUGGCCCAGGGAAUCCCGGCCGACAAGAUUGCUGGUGUAAUCCAGAUGAUGACCCAGGCUGGCGCACUUCCUGCCGCGUCUCAGCCUCAGAUGCCUCAGCCCACCCAGACUGGAUAUGCUGCACCUCCUGUCCCGGUCGCUGGUACUACGCCUACUGGUUCUGCUCCUUGGGAUGCCCCACGGCCCGAUGAUAUGCGUGACCGGAGCGGCUAUCACGAUCGCCCCCGUGGUCGUUCCCGCUCUCGUUCUCCUUCUCGCUGGGACCCUCGCGGCUCUCCGAGGUCACGUUCAGGUUUUGACUAUGGACGCCCUGGUUCACCUAGUCGUGGCCGCCUGGAUGACCGGGACCGGGGCCGCGCGGACUAUCGCCAGCGAUCGCCCCGUGGCCGCCGUGGUGACAGUCCUGGCCGAGAGCCAAUUCCUCAGGAGAAAUGGGUCGAGUAUGACAACACACUGCCCAAUGGCCAUAUCAAGGUGUACAGCCGCACCCUAUUCGUUGGCGGUGUAACUUGCUCCGAACAGGAACUUCGGGACCUCUUCAACCGCUAUGGCAAAGUCCAAACUUGCAUUGUCAACAGAGAGAAACGCCACGCCUUUGUCAAAAUGUAUUACCGCAAAGAUGCCGAGCGAGCCAAGACCGCAAUGGAAGAAGUCCGUAGUCAAGAUUACAACCUUCGGACCCGGUGGGGUGUUGGUUUCGGCCCACGUGACUGCAGCGACUACUCUACUGGCAUCAGCGUGAUCCCUAUCCAUAAACUGACCGAAGCCGACCGCAAGUGGAUGCUGACAGCGCCCUUUGGCGGUUCUGGCGGCCGCCCCAUUGUCAGCGGCAUGUGCGUCGAGGAGCCCGAUAUUGAGAUCGGCGCCGGUGUCUCGUCGAAGGCUAUCAGCCGCCGCAUGCAAACUGACAAGAGCGGGCACCAUGGGCCGAAGUCCACCCGCCGAGAGGAGGAAGCUAACAAUGGCGGUGGCGGCGGUCGCUGGCGUCACCGGGACAAGCACCACAAGGGAGACCGAAACAAUGACAAGAACAAUAACAAUAAUAACAAUAACAACAAUGACGAGCCCAUUGUCGAGAGCCUGCCUGCGGGUGUGACCCUGGGGCCGAACGGUAUCAACUUUGCCCCCAAUUUUCAGUUCAAUGCUCCAGCGAAUAACUGA